UCACUGGCAACUCUAUACGUCCUCGGAGAGAGAAAGAGAGAGAGAGAGAGAUGAAGGCAAGUCUAGAAGGAGAGAAGGUGACUCUGGUACCUUACAUGAGAGAGCAUGUCCCAAAGUAUCAUGAAUGGAUGCAAGACCCUUUUCUCCUCCAAGCUACUGGUUCCGAACCCCUCUCCCUUGAUCAAGAAUAUGAAAUGCAACUCUCUUGGACCCAAGACCCCUUAAAGCAGACUUUCAUCAUAUUGGACAGGGAACUAAUUGUUGGAAAAUUCAUCCAUGGAGAACCUCAUGUUGAAGCCAUGGUCGGUGAUGUGAACAUAUACGUGAAUGACUUGGAUGAUCCCCAAAUGGCUGAAGUCGAGAUCAUGAUAGCUGAACCAAAGAGUCGUGGCAAAGGGCUUGGGAAGGAAUCUGUUCUCAUGAUGAUGGCAUUUGCUGUUGAUAAUUUCAAGAUACAUACCUUCCGCGUCAAAAUUGGAGAGCUAAAUCAAGCCUCUCUCGGUCUAUUCCAAAAAUUGGGUUUCAAGGAAACCUCUUACAGUAAAAUCUUCAACGAGAUGACAUUGGAGUUGCCAAUGACCGAGUCAAAGAUUUGUGAGUUACAUCAAUUAAUUGGCAAUAUGGUUACACAUUCAUAGCACCCGAAGACACCUUGUGUGUGUGCUGAUGACAUAGUCAAUGUGCGGUGAGCUGCAUCGGUUAAUUGACAACAUGUUUAUACGUUCAUAUUACCCAGAUAAACCAUCCCCUUCAGUCUUGAGGGUGUUGAGUAUAUUAUUGGAUGAUUAGUUUCAUCCAAAGAUUGUUGAAUCAACGUUUGCGACUUCUACUGAUUUUUCACUAGUUAAUCUUAUCCCGGUGUUCCUCCCGGUUAUAUUUUUUUGGAAAG
Messenger RNA from Nicotiana attenuata, 889 nucleotides. RefSeq names its product N-acetyltransferase 9-like protein. Gene Ontology annotation, biological process: protein acetylation. The transcript is spliced from 6 exons. Gene Ontology annotation, molecular function: N-acetyltransferase activity. The record is from RefSeq and is a predicted model, not a curated record. The coding region runs from base 51 to 638 and encodes 195 amino acids. Lineage: Eukaryota; Viridiplantae; Streptophyta; Magnoliopsida; Solanales; Solanaceae.